Molecule: messenger RNA, 921 nt
Organism: Dujonia railenensis
Lineage: Eukaryota; Fungi; Ascomycota; Pichiomycetes; Serinales; Debaryomycetaceae
Source: the annotation of a GenBank genome assembly
AUGUCUGUUGCGGAAAAUCCCGACAACGUAACCAUACCUAAGCCUGCAGACCAUGGGUUCAACCUUAUCACUCCCUUCAAGUACUUGGAUAAGCCGGAUUUGUCUAGAGCAGUAUUGCUUGUGCUAAAUCAGUCUCUAGUUGGCAUGAAUAUCCCACAAUUGUGGAGUAACACCAAGCUCCAUGUCUGUGCAGAUGGAGGAGCUAAUCAGUUGUAUGAAUUUUUCGAAGAAGAUGAGGCUGCAAGGUCUCAGCAUAUCCCUGAGUUCAUCGUUGGAGAUCUUGACUCCUUGACAGACGAGACUCGGCUGUACUACGAACUGAAGGGUUCGAUAGUUAUUCCGCAAUUGACCCAGUAUGCGACGGAUUUUGACAAAGCCUUGACGGUGAGUAGACUCUACUUCUAUUCUGAGGAAAUGAGAGCGAAAGUACAAGAUUACAAGAAUAUUGAUGAGCACGAUGGGUUGGCUCAAUUGGAGCUGGAAGUGCAAAAUCCUCAACCAGGCGCUGAGGAUAUAUUCGUGUAUGCUUUGGGGGGCAUUGGUGGUAGAUUUGACCAGACAAUUGCUUCCAUACACCAAUUGUACAAGAUUAGUGAGAAGUAUAAGUACAUUGAUCUAAUUUUCAUCACGAGUUCCGACACAGUCUUUUUAGUAGACAAAGGUAUAAACUAUAUAGAGUAUGAACUGAAGGGACUCUGGAACUCGAAGGAUGCUGUUCCAGUGUGUGGUCUCUUGCCAUUGGGGAGCACUAAGGUGAUAUUGAACACUAAGGGACUAAAGUAUGACGUUACAGACUGGGAGAGUGACAUGCUAGGAAACGUCAGCUCAAGUAAUGGGAUUUGUGGGGUCAAUGGGGUGAUAGUAGAAACGACAGAGGCCAUAGUCAUGAACAUAGUAGUUGAUCAUCAUACAGUUAAUUAG